Messenger RNA from Clarias gariepinus (North African catfish), 5363 nucleotides. It is a transcript of the gene col8a2, whose product is annotated as collagen, type VIII, alpha 2. NCBI's taxonomy places the organism in Eukaryota, Metazoa, Chordata, Actinopteri, Siluriformes, Clariidae. The record is from RefSeq and is a predicted model, not a curated record. The transcript is spliced from 3 exons. Bases 325 to 2382 code for a protein of 685 amino acids. Gene Ontology annotation, molecular function: protein binding.
AUGGAGGGAUGGAUGGAAAACUGAAAGCCAAAUUUGUGCUAGGAGUGUAAACAGCGUACGUCAUGCCACAGCAAGUGCUUGCAACAUUAAAUGGAUAAUUUAUUUCUAAUGAUUCUAUUAAAUGUCAACCGAGCAGGGAGAUGGCUGCAUAGUAGAGUAUAGACCUCCUUUUGUAGUCUGCGUCUCAAGCCACCGUCUCUGAGGAUCGCUUUCUGAGAACCAAUGCAGUCAGACCUCCUUCUCAAUCCAAACACAGGAGCUGGGUAAGGGGCCACCACUAAUGUGGCAUGCCAUCAAAAAAAUUGGAGAUUCUGAGCAAAAAAGAUGACACUGGUGUCCAUAUGUGUGCUGCUGCUGAUGUUUGGGAGUAAUGCUCUGGGUGGUGGCUACGCCCCUAUGCCGCAGAUGAAGUACAUGCAGCCUAUGAUGAAGGGUCCAUUCGGCCCCCCCUUUAGAGAGGGGAAGGGUCAGUAUCUUGACCAUCCACCUCCUUUGGACGUGAAAGGGGAGCCUGGGCCACAAGGGAAGCCAGGACCCAGGGGACCACCUGGGACCCCAGGAUUGCCUGGGAAACCUGGAAUAGGGAAACCAGGUCUUAAUGGUCAGCCAGGACCCCAGGGCCCAGCAGGGUUGCCAGGAAUUGGAAAGCCAGGACUACCUGGUCUGCCAGGAAAAGUUGGGCCCAAAGGACCACCAGGAAAUGAUGGUGACAAGGGACAUCAAGGUGAACCUGGGCCACGUGGAUUACCAGGGCAACCAGGAUCACCUGGUCCUUCAGGUCUCUCAUUAAAUGGCAAACCUGGGCUUCCUGGAGCUCGGGGCCCCCCAGGAACUAAGGGUGAACCAGGAUCAAAAGGUGGUCGUGGUUUGCCUGGUGAUAAAGGAGACAAGGGUGAAAAUGGUAAUGGCAAUCCAGGUCCACCUGGGCUCAGGGGACCUAAUGGCCUCCAGGGACCUCCUGGACCUCCUGGUAUUAUAGGUGUGGGAAAGCCUGGACUGAAUGGGGCACCUGGGCCUUCUGGACCAAAAGGAGAGCAAGGGCUUCCAGGGGACCAAGGGCUGCCAGGGAAACCUGGUGCUACAGGACCACAAGGGCCACCUGGAUUAACUGGAGUGGGAAAACCUGGGUUGGAUGGUGUACCUGGUAGACCAGGUCCAAUUGGACCCAAAGGUGAACCAGGUCAAAGGGGUCAAAAUGGGUUUCCUGGGGCUCCUGGUUAUGGUAAACCUGGUCUUGCAGGACAGAAAGGAGACAGAGGCCCUGCUGGAUUACCAGGAGCUCAAGGUGAUAAAGGGGAACCCGGGCUUGGAGGUCUAUCAGGAGAAACAGGGCCAGCCGGACAGCCUGGACCUUCAGGUUUACCGGGUCCAAUGGGUCUUCCAGGGAAACAUGGAUUGCCUGGUUUAAAGGGAGACAGUGGUCCCCAGGGGCCACCUGGCUUGCCUGGACUCAGAGGGGAUCAGGGACCCAGUGGGUUGUCAGGUAAGCCUGGACUCCCAGGAGAUAAAGGGCUUCCUGGGCCAAGUGGAGCUGUUGGAAAACCAGGUCCUAAAGGUGAUGCUGGUCACAUUGGUUUGCCUGGUAAUCCUGGACUGGCUGGGCCUCAAGGCCCCAAAGGAGAAAAUGGGCUUGCAGGGUCUCCUGGAUCACGUGGUGUAGCUGGGAUUCCUGGAUCACCAGGACCCACCGGCCAUAUGGGACCACAGGGCAUUCCAGGGUUGAAAGGAGAGCAAGGCCCACCAGGACCACCAGGGAAUGGAAAGAAUGGAGAUCUGGGAAUGCCAGGUCCACAGGGACCACCUGGAAAACCAGGCACCGCUGGAAUAAGUGGUCCACGAGGUCUUCCAGGACCACCUGGCCCACCUGGCCCACCUGGUCCUUCUAAUGGAGAUUCCAAAAUAGCAGUGUCAGGGCCUGAUGUUGGGGGGGAAACAAUACCAGGUCAAAAUGGAAAACCACAAUUUAGGGUUGAACUCUCUGCUACUGCAGCUCCAGCUUUCACAGCUAUUCUCACAACACCAUUCCCACCAUCUGGUAUGCCUAUCAAAUUUGACAGGACUCUCUACAAUGGGCAGAAUGCUUAUAAUCCUGCCACUGGCAUCUUUACAAGCCCAAUGCCUGGGGUUUAUUACUUUGCUUACCACGUUCAUGUAAAGGGAACCAGCCUGUGGGUGGCACUAUACAGAAACAAUGUGCCUGCCACAUACACAUAUGAUGAAUACAAGAAGGGCUAUAUGGACCAGGCAUCAGGUAGUGCAGUGCUGGAGCUCAAAGAAAAUGACCAAGUUUGGGUGCAGAUGCCAUCUGACCAAGCAAAUGGGCUCUACUCCACUGAGUACAUUCAUUCAUCCUUCUCAGGCUUCCUACUGUGCCCAACAUAACAGGCCACCUUAAACAUCAUUUAUUCUCUAGUGGUCUACAGUCACACAAGUAACACCUGUAACAACAAAAACAGGAAAGACUGAACAACAUAAAAACCAAGAUAAAGUAGGACAUGGAAACUUUAUGCUGUAUCUGUUUGAGUGCUUUAAAAGUCUGAUUUGAUUAUGUUUUUAUUUUAAGUGUGUUUGGCAUCUUCUGCCUAUAUUAUGUUAUUAUAACUGUUGUAUUAAUGUGUCGCUGUUAUUGUUUUUUUUCAUGUACUAUGUUAUUGUUUAUUAGAAUCAGACAAUGUGUAAGUAAUAGUUUUACCCAUGUGACUGCACACUCCAAAAUGACUAAUUGAACUCCAUCUCUUUGUCUCUGGGGAACAUGUUCCCCUGACUGCAGUCACAUUUAGUUUAAACUUGUUGUUGCUCUUUUGUCCCUUUAAAUAACCGGUUUCUAACUCAGUGCCAUAUUUCACAAAUUAUAUGUAAAAAAAAAUUACAAAUAAACAAACAAUAUUUUAUCCGUACUCGCUUGGUAGUUUUAAGUGACUAAAUUAAAAAUAUAUAUUUUGUUUGGAUUGCCUACAGUCACAAAAGUUAUUCCUACUUUUUGUGAUUUGGUGGUAUCUAUGUGGAGUUCUUAUCCUUGAAGUGGAAGGUUUUACUUGACAAUUCCAAAUGUUUACUUUGAAUGCAAACUGAGCUUCGGAUGUGUAACAAUACUAAUGAUGUCAUGAGUAUUAUCUCUCCCUUUAAUGCUAGCAUAUAUUUUUAUGAUAUAAUUUCAGCAAAUAACCAAAAGUUUUGCUCGCUAGCAUAUGUUUGUUUGUAUAACAUACAGUAGGUAAAUCAGUCUUUGCUCUAUCAUUUGGUGAUAUUCUGAUAUUGAAGUCAGUCCAUGGUAGAGACAUACAAUAAUAUUGGCAAUUAUCCAUUUUAUUAAUUAUAUACUUUCUAAGCACUUAUCAUUUUCAAUAUUAAAUAGCUAAGGCUUGAUAUCUCUAGUAAUCCAAAGGUGAUCAUUUGUUUUUAUUAUUACUAACUUCCCAGAUAUGAUAACCAGUAACACAAAGCUUACUGCGUCUUACAAAUACUUCAGUUCAAAACAUUUGUAUCCAUAUAUUAAAAUGAACAUAUUUAAUGAAUGCACUGGGUUUAUGUGUUAAGAACAUAGUCAUUUUUUUUUAUAUUUUGUGCUAGAAUACAAGGAACCAUACAUGGUGGUUUGAUGAGUGCUAUUAAAUAGAUACUCUUUUUGUAACAACCAAAGGUGCUGUUUAGACACCUAGCCUGUCAUUUCUAUUCUUUGGAUCAGAGUAUUACAUUUAUUUUUCCAAUCAUGUCAUACUGUUUUUCACAUUUUCCUAAUUAAAUGUAAUAUGUGAAUAAACUGUUGCCAUACUAUUGUAUUGACUGGUUCAGUGUGAAUUAUGCAAAGUACCCAGACUACUGUGAAAUGACAUUAGGGCCAUAUCAGCAUCUAAAUUUUACAACAAAAUGUCAGUGUGCUCCAGGCAUGUAUUUGCUUUCUUAUUGUACAAUUUGGAUCAUGAAUAAUUUAUACCAAUAUAAUGAAAGAUCAGUAAUAUGAUGAAAUAUUGAGAUACAUAAAUAAAAUUUUAAUUGUUUAUCCAGCAGUCACCUUGUGAUAAUUAUGUGAUACAAGAAUGCAAUAAUUGCAUUAUUAUUAUUAUUAUCAUUAGCAGUAGUAGUAGUAGUAGUAGUAGUAGUAGUAGAAAUAGUAGAAUUAUGUUUAGACACAUAUAAUUCAGCAACAUAUAAUGACGUACUUAAGUCAUGGGCAGUGUUUUAACUGUGGUACCAUGACAGCUUUUGAUGUAAAUGAUUUAAAAAUUUUAACCGUUUACAAUUUCAUUGUGAUGAAUUUUAAAUAAACUCAUGCUUAAAAACGAAAAAGCAGCAACAAUACAUAUAACAAUAACAAUAACAAUAAUAAGAUAAUUCAACCAAAUAAACAAGCAACAUUUUCAGGAAGGCAGAAUUUAAGUACAGGUUUAUGCACCUCUGUUUUCCACAUAUAUAAAGCGGAGCAAUUACUAUAUUGAACACUUUAGUUAUAGGAUGUCAUGAUUGAAGCAGGGGAGAGCUGUAAUAAGUAAAAAAAAAAAAAAGGAAAAAUUUUAAAAGAAGCCAAAAUGCACAAAAAUAAAAAGAAAUGUGCUAAUGAUCGGAAUCUUGUGAUUUAAUAGGGCUAUGACAUAUUCUGCUAAUAGUGUGGACAAUCAUCAUUUUUUCAGUGUCUUAUGUCUGUCUUUUCUUAUACUUACACUCAUAAGUUGAGUGUGACAUUUUCUUUGUGGCAAAUGAAUAAUUACAUUGUUAAGUAUCAGUAAGUAUUAUCUUUCAACUAUUUUCAUUUAGUUUACAUUUGUUAAUGUGUAUGUAAAGUUUAGGUUUUUAAUACUGUCAUACCUGCUUCUUAAUGUCUGUUUAGAUUACAGCUUUUUUAUUUCUUAAGUGACACUUAGUCCUACUGUCCUUUUAGAAUGAUUAUUAUUAUUAUUAUUAUUAUUAUGAAACAGUGAAAAUCCUUGCUUUGGUUUGUAAAAGAUAUAUUUGUUGUUGUGGACAUGAUAAAUACAAAUAAUUGGUCCCAUUUGCACAUGAACUUAAUGAAGGUAUGUUUAAGCGUAUGUGAUAAAUCGACUGUCUUCCAAAGCACCCACAUAAAUAAAAUUAUUAUUAGUAUUAUUAUUAUUUACCUAUUUAACAACAUUAAUGUGUUACAUUGUAGUUAGCAUAUUGCUGUUGCUUAAUACAUUUUUUCACCAUUAUUUCUUUUACUUAAAAAUGUGCUAUGUAUCAGACUGUAGGAUUUUGUGUUGUAUACAUGGCUAUUGCAUUUAUGCUGUGCAAUAGAUUUACCUAUUAAAUGCACUUCUUUGAAUGAAGGUUUUGUCAGUUUAUACAGCUGCGAUACUGUACUUGAUAGUAUUGAUGCAACAUCAAUAAAGAUUCUCUUGGGGAAAAAA